AAAAAAAAAAAAAAAUGUCGGGGGAGCAAAAUGCAUUAAGACGAAGUCAACGUACUUCAACGUUAUCAAAGAGAAAACAAGAACAGUUGUUAACAGAACAGGCGCGAUUAACAGAAAGACAAGCUGCACUUGAAGCAAAGAAAAAAAAAGCAAAGACAAUAUCCGAAAAAGAUAAAAAAAAUCAUAAAGCAACUACUAAGCCACUUCAACAACCAGAAAUUGAAACAACUUCCGAUAAUCUUAAAAUAGAAGGAGCAGGAGAAAAAUCUAAUUUAGAGGAUACUCAAACAAUUACUACGGGUAAAAAAGAUAAAAAGAAGGAAGUCGAUAAUUCGUGUGACGAAUCAUCAGUAAAACAGGAAAAGAAAACAGCGAUUAUUAAACUUAGAAUAAAAAAUAAGGAAUCUGGCAGUAGUAUCUCAAAGGGUAAAGAAAUUACAAAUUCCAAAGGUAAAUCGAAAGCUGUACUAUCAACAAAGUCAAAAAAAACGAAGAAAUUAGAGGGAUCAAAAGCGCCACAAUAUGUUCCAUGCAAUAUUGAUAAACUUGCCAGCACAUAUCCUGAUAAUUACUGGCAAUUUCAUGCAGAAAGUAAUACUGGAAUGAUAAAUUAUCUUAAUUUUCAGUAUCAACUUCAGUUGAUCAAUGUAGAUGUGCGUGAUCAGGGACCAAUUACUGGAAUGACCUUAUCACCAGAUGGAACGAUGCUCGUAACAUUUUGUAAUGUAGGAGCUGCAAGAAUUUGGGACACAAGAGAAUUCAAAUUAAUUCAAAAAUUGAGAGACACUGAGGAAAAAAAUAUUGACGAAUUUUUUGUCGGUAAAUUCACUUAUAAUCAAACACACCUGGUUGUUGGUGGCAAGUUGAAAGACCGAAAUCGAUGGUCUGAAGAAGAUGAUGACAAUCAUAUUCUACCAUGUCCUUUGAAGAUUUUUGAUGUAAUUUCUGGAAAAGUCAUUGCAAGACUCGAGGGUCAUUCUGAGGAAGUUUUAUGUAUAAAGAAUAUUACGUACAAAGGAGAGCCUUAUUUUCUAACUACCAGUCAGGAUGGUUAUAUUAUCAAAUGGAAAUUACAAGAAGAUUGGACUACUCUUAUAAGCAAAACACGAAUGGAAGAUGGUAUAACUUGUAUGGCGUUCACUGUUUCAUUUGUUCCGAAUACUGGAAACAGAUACUUCAUGGCUGCUACCGAUGAACAUGUUCGAUUAUAUGAUUUUGAAGCAGCACAGCUUGUGCAAACAUUUUCUGGAAAUAUGUAUUCCCAAUAUUGUGACUGCGCCAAAUUCAUAUAUCCUGUUGAAUCUUUGGAAGGAGAUUCAGAUGACAAUGAUAGUGCACAAGAGGGUAGUAGUAAAGCAAUAAAGAAAUCAUCAAAACCAAAAAGCGCUUAUCUUAUUACGCGUGGUGUCGAAAUUUUAGACGCAGAAGGUGGUAAAAUAGCGUCAAGAGUUAAUGUUUGUAUAUUACACAAGUUAAAUUUUCCAACGAAAAAAGGUGGAUCAUUUAAUCUUGAAGAAAUAAGACGAUAUCACCACAAAGAUUAUCAUUCUAAUUCAUGGCUUAUAAAGAUUUCUUCAAACGGGCGAUAUCUUGCUGCACCAACUAUGGACGGUGGUGUAUUUAUAUUCAAUUUAAAAAAUGGACAAGUUACUGGUAUAUUAAGAGAUCAUGAUGAUUUAGAAGUAAGAGACGUAAUUUUUCAUCCAUGGAAACCAUUGUUAUUUACUUGUGCAGAUGAUGGAUGUGUUAAAAUAUAUACAUACAGUUUCCUCGAAAAUGAUGAUUUUAAUGAGAUUGACGUUGAGAAAGAAGAUUAAUUAAAAUAUACAUAAUGAAUUUAAAUAUUGUACGAUCCUCUUUUUUUGUAUCCUUAUUCUUUUUACAUGAUAUAUAUAAAUAUAAUAAAUUUUACGUCCGGUAAUAUUGAUAUAGUAUGUAUACAGUAUAUACGGCCGAUCUUCAAAUUUUAAAUUUUCGUGCUUAGUUUUAAUGUGACUAAAUUUCUAAGAAAAACUAAACUGAUAAGGAUAGAGCAACAUAUUCGUUGUUUUAUUUUAUAAUAUUAUGGAUCGAAUUUAAUGACUAUCUGCUAUGUAGUAAAAACAAAUUUCGUAUUAAGUAC
Messenger RNA from Rhizophagus irregularis DAOM 181602=DAOM 197198, 2122 nucleotides. RefSeq lists its product as uncharacterized. The record is from RefSeq and is a predicted model, not a curated record. NCBI's taxonomy places the organism in Eukaryota, Fungi, Glomeromycota, Glomeromycetes, Glomerales, Glomeraceae. Gene Ontology annotation, molecular function: protein binding.